Messenger RNA from Paramecium sonneborni, 878 nucleotides. Lineage: Eukaryota; Ciliophora; Oligohymenophorea; Peniculida; Parameciidae. The record is from the annotation of a GenBank genome assembly.
CGUAUUUUUUAAAUUCUUUUUCAAUAAGGCUCUUCUGGAUUGCUCAAACAAUCAGAAAAUUCAAAGCAAGGGCUCACUAAUUCGUCCUUAAAUUAAAUCAAUAUUUGUAACAAACUUCCUCUAAUUUUAAUAUAAGCAUACCUGUGAUAGAAAAUUACACCAUUUGGAUUCCUUCUUAUAUGAAUUCAGGUAGUUAGAGAAAAGAUGUAAUUCAGAGACUUCCUUCAAGGGGACAGUCCCAAAAUCAUUAAGGUUGAGAAGAGAGUAAAAGGACCUCUAAAGAUCGAAAAAGAUUAAGUUAACAAAUAUAUAUAUGUCUUUAUAGAAUAAUAGAAUCGGAGGAGCCUUAUCAGCACUUGGAAGAUCCUUCAGAGAUUUUAGCUCAGGUUAAAGAUCUUUAUGACCAAGUGUUUAUAGAGAUUCUCAAAGAUUGAGAAAAAAGAAUAUUCCAGAUCUUUUUGGAUUUCUUUUUAAAGAAUCCAAUACGGAAACUUAAAACAGGAUAUAACAAAAUCCAAAUUAGAUGGUUAUAGUCGAACUUACUUUUCAGCAUGCUUCUCUCCUGAUGGAAAUAUAUUAGCAUCUGAAUAAAGAUAUUUCUAAAAUUUAAUUGGAUGUUAAGACAAGAGAAGCAUUUUGAAUAUGCAUAUCUACUAUAUCCAUCUAAUUUAGAUUUUUUAGUCCUUUUUAUUUCUUUUUUCCUUUGAUAUACUGUUAAAAGAAGAUAAUAAAAAAGAAAAUUGAGAUGUACAUAUGUUGAUUUUUUAUGGUCUUUCCUGAUAGUAGGAACUAUAAAAUCGUAUGUGAGUUAAGAUAGUUUUAUCCAUCCACUUAUGAAUCUUAAGAUAGGAUAUCAAGAAUCUAAAUUUGAAGGACCU